AUUUUAUAAGUUUAACUUUCCACAAUAUGAUGUUUAUAACGUUUUGUUUACAAUCUAUUGCAAAAUGUUUUAUCUACUUUCGCAAUGAUAACAUUUGAACCCUAAGACCCCCGCAAGUUACAAUACGUUAUUAUGAAUAUCAUAGCGGCUGUGAAAAGCGCAUCCUGAUAGUUACGUGGAGUAGUAUGCGAACUAAGGGGAGGUUUCUUAUUGGACUCUCGGACUCUCGCGGACUCACUUUCGUAAAGAUCUUGAACCGAGAACGUGACGACCGGUGCAGCUGCAGCUUUAUACUUAUAAUACUACUAAAAUUUACUUUAAUUUUCAGAUCUUAGUCGUUUUGUUUAAUUUACACAAUGUCUGCAGGAAAUUUAGUACUGUUAAGUGUAUCAGAUAAAACAAAUCUUUUACCUUUUGCAAAAAAGCUGCAUGAAUUGGAUUUAAUCUUAGUUGCAUCAGGUGGUACUGCAAAAUUUUUAAGAGAUGCUAGUAUUCCUGUAAAAGAUGUUUCUGCUAUUACUGGAGCACCUGAGAUGCUCGAUGGCAGAGUAAAAACUCUUCAUCCUGCUAUACAUGCAGGCAUAUUAGCCAGGCUCACAGAGACUGAUCAAAAAGAUCUUCAGAACCAAAAUUAUGAGCUUAUUAAACUUGUAGUAUGUAAUCUGUAUCCAUUUGUAAAUACUGUCUCAAAACCUGAUGUUACAAUCGAAAAUGCUGUAGAAAAUAUUGAUAUUGGCGGAGUAACUUUAUUAAGAGCUGCAGCUAAGAAUCAUAAUAGAGUGACUGUUGUAUGUGACCCUAAUGAUUAUGACAAAGUAAGAGUAGAAAUGGAAACAUCAGCUGAUAAAGAUACUUCUUUGAAAACUAGGGAAAUAUUAGCUCUCAAAGCAUUUACUCACACAGCAGAAUAUGACAAUGCUAUCUCAGAUUAUUUCCGUAAACAAUAUAGUAGUGAUGUUUCUCAACUAACAUUACGAUAUGGAAUGAAUCCGCACCAGAAACCAGCACAAAUUUAUACUACUUUGGACAAAUUGCCACUAACUGUAAUAAAUGGUUCUCCAGGUUUUAUUAAUCUCUGCGAUGGAUUAAAUGGUUAUCAGUUGGUAAAGGAAUUAAGAACAGUUCUGAAUUUACCAGCUGCAACAUCAUUUAAACAUGUUAGCCCUGCUGGUGCAGCAGUUGCCGUACCAUUAGAUAUGCUAGAAGCAAAAGUAUGUCAAGUGGGUGAUUUAUUAGAUCAUUUAACACCUUUAUCAACUGCUUAUGCUCGUGCAAGAGGUGCAGAUAGGAUGUCUAGUUUUGGAGAUUUUAUAGCAUUAUCAGAUCCUUGUGAUGAAAUUACAGCUAGGAUUAUAUCUAGGGAGGUGUCUGAUGGAAUUAUUGCGCCAGGUUAUUCACAGAGUGCAUUAAAAAUCUUAAAAAAGAAAAAAAAUGGUGCUUAUUGCAUUCUUCAGAUUGAUCCUACUUAUGUGCCAUCUUCAAUGGAGCAGAAAGUUCUGUUUGGUUUAACUAUGGAACAAAAGCGCAAUGAUAUUGUUAUUAAUAAAGAUACGUUUGCUAAUAUAGUAACUAAAAAAGUCCCAGAUAUACCUGAUGAUGCUAUAAGGGAUUUAAUCGUGGCUACUAUUGCUGUGAAAUAUACACAAAGUAAUUCAGUAUGUUAUGCUAAAAAUGGACAGGUAAUAGGAAUUGGUGCUGGACAACAAUCAAGAAUUCAUUGUACAAGGCUUGCUGGUGAUAAAGCCGAUAAUUGGUGGUUACGUCAGCAUCCUAAUGUUAUUAACAUGAAGUUUCACAAGGGUGUAAAAAGAGCAGAUAUUUCAAAUGCUAUUGAUAAUUAUGUAAAUGGAUCUAUUGGGAAAGACAUGGAUUAUGCUGAUUGGUCAAGUCUGUAUAUUAAAACACCAGACCGGCUUUCCGAAAGUGAUAGAUUAGAAUGGAUCAAGAAGGCAAAUAACAUUGCUUUAAGUAGCGAUGGCUUCUUCCCAUUUAAAGACAAUGUGGAACGAGCAGCAUUGAGCGGUGUAAAAUAUAUUGCAAGUCCUUCUGGUUCUACAAACGAUGAAGAAGUAAUAGAAACUUGUGAAUACCACAGAAUUGCAUUAGCCCACACUAAUCUGAGACUCUUCCAUCACUGAUACAAAGAAAUGUGAAAAACAUGUUACUCAACAAAUGCUAUGUUUGCUGUGUUCUUGAGUAACAAGUUUCAUUACAUACUAUCUUUUAUUCACUAUGUAUACUAUAUAUGUACUAUACUAUACUAUAUACUAUGUAUACUAUAUUAUCCACUAUAUAUUAUAAUGGUUGAUAAUCAACUAAACAACAAUUUCUAGGUUUCUACAUUAGAUAUAAAGUUUUAUAUUCUUUAUAGCAAUGUAAUAUCAAGAAUAAAAGAAUUACAAAUUUGAGUACAUUUUCAUAGUCCCAUACAAUCAACCAAUACAGUCUUCAUUCUUUAUUUAAAGCAUGCAGCAUAUAUACAUACAUAUAUUUACAAUAUGCGUUAUUAAUUGUGGAUGAAAGAGAUUUUUAAUCUUUAAUCGUUUGGAAAUAAAGCUACAAUCGAAAUUUCUUUAUUCUUAA
Messenger RNA from Megalopta genalis, 2583 nucleotides. RefSeq names its product bifunctional purine biosynthesis protein ATIC. Lineage: Eukaryota; Metazoa; Arthropoda; Insecta; Hymenoptera; Halictidae. Gene Ontology annotation, biological process: 'de novo' IMP biosynthetic process. The record is from RefSeq and is a predicted model, not a curated record. Gene Ontology annotation, cellular component: cytosol. Gene Ontology annotation, molecular function: IMP cyclohydrolase activity; phosphoribosylaminoimidazolecarboxamide formyltransferase activity.